This is a messenger RNA of Abrus precatorius (Indian licorice), 2103 nucleotides long. Its product is annotated as non-specific phospholipase C6. The transcript has 3 exons. The coding region runs from base 212 to 1774 and encodes 520 amino acids. The record is from RefSeq and is a predicted model, not a curated record. NCBI's taxonomy places the organism in Eukaryota, Viridiplantae, Streptophyta, Magnoliopsida, Fabales, Fabaceae. Gene Ontology annotation, biological process: phospholipid catabolic process. Gene Ontology annotation, molecular function: hydrolase activity, acting on ester bonds.
AUCUAUAUUCUAACACACAGUGACUGAAAACAUUGCCUUCACUACACAAAAUAUCUUGUUGCCACUGCACUGAACUUUGACAUUUGGAAUUUUGAUUCACAUAUAUAUACUCCAUUCACUUCUUCCAUAUUCAGUGUUCAAAAGCUUUUGGAUUCACUUCUGCAUAGAGUUACCAACCCAUUUGCCAAAAGACCCAUCUUUGAGGUCAAUAAUGGGAAGUAGCAAACCCAGAUCCUCCAUUCUCUUGCUCCUUCUCACACUGUCAAGUGUGUUCCUUUGUGUUUUUGUAACGGCACAACAGGAGCAACCUAUAAAAAACGUUGUUGUUUUGGUUAUGGAGAACCGUUCCUUUGAUCACAUGUUGGGGUGGAUGAAAAAAGCCAUCAACCCAUUAAUCAAUGGGGUCACAGGAGAUGAAUGCAACCCGGUUUCUACUAAAAAUCCAAGGCAAGAUUCAAUUUGCUUCACUGAUGAUGCAGAGUUCGUGGAUCCGGAUCCAGGGCAUUCAUUUGAGGAUGUGUUGCAACAGGUAUUCGGUUCUGGUAGUGGUUCCAUUCCUUCCAUGAAUGGAUUUGUGGAACAAGCAUUGUCUCUGUCUCAGAACCUCUCCGAGACAGUAAUGAAAGGGUUUAAACCUGAGUCUGUGCCAGUUUAUGCCGCUUUGGUUAAUGAAUUUGCGGUUUUUGAUAGGUGGUUUUCUUCAAUUCCGGGUCCAACACAACCCAAUAGGCUUUUUGUGUACUCUGCAACUUCUCAUGGUUCAACAAGUCAUGUCAAGAGGCAAUUAGCAAAAGGGUAUCCUCAAAAAACCAUCUUUGACUCUCUGCAUGAGAAUCACUUAGACUUUGGGAUUUAUUUUCAAAACAUACCCACAACUCUGUUCUAUAGGAAUCUGAGGAAAUUGAAAUACAUAUUCAAAUUCCAUCAGUUUGAUUUGAAGUUCAAGAGAGAUGCUAGAGAUGGGAAGCUUCCACCCUUGACUGUGAUUGAGCCUAGGUACUUUGACUUGAAGGGCGUGCCCGCCAAUGAUGACCACCCAUCUCAUGAUGUUGCAAAUGGACAAAUGCUGGUUAAGGAGGUUUAUGAGGCUCUAAGAGCAAGCCCUCAGUGGAAUCAAACUCUUCUGAUCAUUACAUAUGAUGAACAUGGUGGAUUUUUCGAUCAUGUGAAGACUCCUUUUGUUAACAUUCCUAAUCCAGAUGGGAACACAGGACCUGCUCCCUAUUUCUUCAAGUUCGAUAGGUUAGGCGUUCGAGUUCCCACUAUUAUGGUCUCUCCUUGGAUCAAGAAAGGGACUGUGAUAAGUGGCGGCAUUGGACCUGCCGCAAACUCUGAGUUUGAGCACUCUUCUAUUCCUGCCACCAUAAAAAAGAUGUUCAACCUUUCCUCAAACUUUUUGACUCACAGAGAUGCAUGGGCUGCAACAUUUGAGCAUGUUGUUGGGGAGUUAAGUUCACCUAGAACGGAUUGUCCAGUGACUUUGCCGGAUGUGACACCUCUGAGGAGCACAGAAGCAAAAGAAAAUGCAGGCCUAUCCGAGUUUCAGAGUGAGGUAGUUCAAUUGGCAGCUGUUCUUAAUGGUGAUCAUUUCUUGAGCAGUUUCCCAGAUGAAAUGAGCAAGAAGAUGAGUGUGAAGGAAGCUCACGAGUACGUGCGUGGAGCUGUUUCAAGGUUCAUAAGAGCUAGCAAAGAGGCCAUUAAGUUAGGGGCUGAUGAGUCUGCUAUUGUGGAUAUGAGAUCCUCUCUUACUACUAGAUCUUCAGUUCAUAAUUAACAGAAAACAAAACUCAAAAAUGAAAAAGAAAGUUGUGGCUAUCACUGUAUCUAAUUAUUAUAGUUUUUUGGUUAUUUGAUAGUUGGUAUGUUAGAUUUUGAUAGGGUUGUGAAUGUAAAAUGCAAAAGAAGGGGAAGGUGUUUCCUAGAAUGCUUAUGAGUAGGUCUCGUGAAAGGACGAGAAGUCUCUUAAAGUCUGUGUUUGAAAGAAUUUAAAGAAACAAAAUGAAGAGGGUGAUGGGUUGAUUAGUAAGUAAUUUUUAAAUAUAAAUUCCAAUGCUUUUGUACAAAGUACAAACCCAUAUGAUUAUGGAAGAAUAGACAAAUGAU